GCUGAGAAGUAAAAACCGCUGAACGGUCAUUUACAUGCUUUUCAACCAAAUCUCAUUAAUUGCUUCACUCAAAACUUUAAUUUGCUGGACUCUUCACUGCUAAAGAGUAAAAAAAAAUUCAUUUUAGUGUCAUUAAUGAUCUCAACAACCUUUCCACUUACCCUCCAUUUACUUAUAUAAAAAUCACCAAAUUUUCUUUCAAAUUAAGCUCAACACAAAUUAAACAAUGGCUUACACUUUCAUCAGUAUUAUUCUGUGUCAAUUCUUGUUACUAAUGACUACAACUUUGGCAGGAAAAGUUCCAGCAAUUAUAGUGUUUGGUGAUUCCUCUGUUGAUUCAGGCAAUAACAACCAGAUUUCCACUGUUUUAAAGAGCAAUUUUGAGCCGUACGGUCGUGAUUUUUACGGUAAAAAACCAACUGGGAGGUUUUGCAAUGGGCGAAUUCCGCCGGAUUUUAUAUCUGAGGGUUUUGGAUUGAGGCCAUUUGUUCCAGCUUAUUUGGAUCCGGCAUUUGAUAUAUCUGAUUUUGCUAUGGGCGUUUGCUUUGCUUCUGCUGGUACAGGGUAUGAUAAUGCCACUUCUGAUGUGCUUGAUGUGAUACCUUUGUGGAAGGAAGUGGAAUACUACAAGGAAUAUCAGAAAAAACUAAGAGCAUACGCAGGCAAAAAGAAAGCGAAAUACAUAAUAAAAGAGGCAUUAUAUUUAGUCAGUAUAGGAACAAAUGAUUUUUUAGAGAAUUACUACUCAAUGCAAAGCAGACGUGCAUCUCAAUACACAGAAGAUCAAUUUCAGAUUUUCCUUCUUCGACUUGCACAGAAUUUUGUAAAGCAAAUUUAUAAAAUGGGAGCAAGGAAAAUUUCCUUAACUGGACUUCCUCCAAUGGGGUGUUUGCCUUUGGAAAGAGCAACAAAUUAUAUAAGUGGAAAUGGAGAUGGAUGCAAUGAGAAAUAUAAUAAUGUGGCUAAGCAUUUUAAUGUGAUGUUGGGUGGUUUAGUUCAGAAACUAAACAAAGAGCUUCCUGGGAUUAGAGUGGUUUUUGCUGAUGCUUAUAAUCUCUUGCUACAUAUGAUCAGAAAACCUUCUUUUUAUGGGUUUGAAGUGGCAGGUGUAGCAUGUUGUGGCACAGGAUUAUUUGAAAUGGGUUAUUUGUGCGAUAGUUUAAACCCAUUGACAUGCACAGAUGCAAGCAAGUACGUAUUUUGGGAUGCUUUUCAUGUGACGGACAAAACAAACCACAUUAUCUCUAAUUUCUUGAUGAAACAUGUCUUUCACCAAUUUCAAUAGUUGCACUGUUGGAUCAUAUCAUGUGCAUUGUAGAUUUGGUAGGUCGACGCAUUCACUUGUUUUUACUGGUUUAUUUUAUUUUUGGCGCGUUUAUCGGAAAUAACGUCUUUGCCUUCACAAGGUCGAAGUAAGAACUGCAUACAUACUAUCCUUCUUAAACCUCAAUUAUAAGGUUUUAAUGGGUAAUAUAUUAUUGUUGUUGUUGUUGUGUACUCGAUUCUUGGGUGGAAGGUGCAAGAGCGUGGUACGAAGAAUUUGAAAAGAAAAUAUUUAUUGUACAUUUUUAUAGUCUCAAGGGUAUAUGACUAUCAGACUAGACAUGUAUACUUGUCGAUUUCUGUAAGGGAGUUCGAGAUCAAACACACUUAUUAUGGAAACUAGUUUUAUGGUA
This is a messenger RNA of Nicotiana attenuata, 1676 nucleotides long. RefSeq names its product GDSL esterase/lipase At2g04570-like. Bases 227 to 1285 code for a protein of 352 amino acids. The transcript has 3 exons. NCBI's taxonomy places the organism in Eukaryota, Viridiplantae, Streptophyta, Magnoliopsida, Solanales, Solanaceae. Gene Ontology annotation, molecular function: hydrolase activity, acting on ester bonds. The record is from RefSeq and is a predicted model, not a curated record.